Oryza sativa Japonica Group (Japanese rice) is the source of this 3676-nucleotide messenger RNA. Its product is annotated as PWWP domain-containing protein 3. NCBI's taxonomy places the organism in Eukaryota, Viridiplantae, Streptophyta, Magnoliopsida, Poales, Poaceae. Gene Ontology annotation, molecular function: nucleic acid binding. The record is from RefSeq and is a predicted model, not a curated record.
CCCUCCGCGGUCAAUCCCCAUCCACAGCACGCCCCUCUCUCCCCGACCUCGAGCAUCCGCCGUCGACGUCAUCCCCACCCGCCGCCGCCGCCGCCUUCUCACCGGAGCUCGGCUUUCGCCCGGGAGACAGACAAAACCGUCCUGCUGCUGCUCGGCUCUCGGGAGCAGGCGGUUCCCCCAAAUCUCCCACAUCCUGCUCCUGCUAAUGGCUGCUUCUUCCCCCAAAUCCCUACCCUAAAAACUCUGCUGCUGCCGCUGCAUAGGCCAUGGGUACUGACGCCGUUCGCACCCCCUCUGCGCGCCGCGCAGCCCGAACCCGCAGCGCAUCGUCGGGUGGGGAAACACCAACGGAGAGCUCCGGCCGUAGGCGCUCCAAGCAAGCCGCCGUAACUGGCGAGCGCGGUGGUCGGCGCCGACCCGCUGCCGGCGGUGAGCUUCUCAAAAGCCCUCGCUCUGGCCGCCCCAAGAACCAACCAUCACCGCCACCGCAGGAGGAGGAAGAGGGAAACCAUGGAAGCGCGCGCUAUGACUGCACUUUUCAGGAUGAGGGAGGCCAUGAUUUUGCACCGCCAGAGCUUGUCUGGGGCAAGGUGCGGAGUCACCCAUGGUGGCCGGGCCAGGUGUUUGAUGCUGCAGAUGCUUCCAAGCUUGCGCUGAAGCAUACCAGGGCAGGCGCUCCCCUUGUCGCCUAUUUCUGGGACAAGACCUUCGCUUGGAGCGAUGCCUCCUCACUUCUGCCAUUCUGCAGCAACUUCACGCGCCUGGCCAGCCAGAGCACCAUGUCUGGUUUUGUAUCCGCUGUGGAUGCUGCACUGCAAGAGGUUGGUCGCCGUGUAGAGGUAGGCCUCUCAUGCACCUGCUUUGGUAGUAGCAUUGGCAAGAGGCAAGAGAUUGAGAAUUCUGGCAUCCGUGAAGGGGCUUAUGGUGCUGUUGUAGAUGGUGCGUACAUGAGGGGCGCAUAUCAUGGUAGACCAUUUCUUGACUACAUCUUAGCUCUGGGAAUGAAUCCACUGGCUGGUGCCGACCGUCUCGAACUUACAACUGCCAAAGCACAGCUUAGGGCAUUCAAUUGCUCAAGGGGUAGUAGGCACCUCCCUGAGUUUGUGACCUUUGAGGGGAUUGAGGAUGUUUCUGUGGCGAUCCCACACACCAAGAGGAAAAGGAUGGAUAAAAGUGGUGGGGAUGAUGUGAUGGACAUGGAGAAGAAGCCAAGGCGUGGUGAGAGUUCAUCACGCAAGAAAAAGGUUUUGCCGGAGGCUGGAAAGAAGGAGAUUAUGGAUGGGGAAGGUUCUGUGCCAAGUAUAGGGGCAACAGAAGAUACAUUAAGUAAAACAAAGAAGUCGAAGAACCAGAACUGUGCAGCAAAGAAGAACAGAAACACCUCAAAAGAUGCAGAUGGGCUUGAUAUGGAUGACAAAGGUUCUGUGCCAAGUAAAGGGGCAACAGUUGAUACAUCGAGACAAAUAAAGAAGUCAAAGAACCAGAACAGUGCAGUAAAUAAGAAUAAAAACACCUCAAAAGAUGCAGAUGGGCUUGAUAUGGAUGGCGAAGGUUCUGUGCCAAGUAAAGGGGCAACAGAUGAUGCAUCGAGUAAAACAAAGAAGUCAAAGAACCAGAACAAUUCAGCAAAGAAGAACAAAAACACCUCAAAAGAUGCAGAUGGGCUUGAUAUGGAUGACAAAGGUUCUGUGCCAAGGAAAGGGGCAACUGAUGAUACAUCGAUUAAAACAAAGAAGUCAAAGAACAAGAACAGAUCAGCAAAGAAGAACAAAAACACCUCAAAAGAUGCAGAUGGGCUUGAAACAGUUGGUGCAAGCAAAAAACUGUCCAAGAAGGCUGUGGAUGAAACCUUGAGUGACAGCAAAUCAGCACGCAGAACAAGAUCAACACGCAUGAAGGGAGGCACCCCGGUAGCCUUGAAAGGCAGGGGAAAGGAUAGUGGUGCUGAAUCCUUAAAGGUGGAAGAGAAGAAUACUGCUUUGCUCAAGGAGAAUAAGGUGGGGCGUAGAGCUGGCUCUGCACGCAAGAAGUAUAAAACCACAGGGGAUGGGGACGGACUUGAAGAUGGCAAUGCCAAUGUUUCUGUUUCUUCUGGCAAGAGGUCAACGCGUGGUGAAACCUCGGUAGCUUCAGAAGCGCGAAUCUCAGAGCAGGGUAGGAAGAAGAAGAAACUUUCUGAACUUAUGGCAGUGACAGAUGUGCCUAAUCCUUCUUCUGGUGGUAAAAGCAAGGCUCGAGGCAAGCGUUCUAUGGAUGCAUCAACUGAGAAACUUGAGGAUCCUGAUCGUGAUUUGGAGGAUACAAUGAAGACUAGGAAAAGAAAGAAACUUGACACAUUGGGGGAUUUGUCUUCCCAGCCACAGCCUGUCUCCCGCAAGAGCACUACAAAGGUUGGAGAAUUGAUGCACAAAGCUGCUGGACAAAUGUCACAGACACGACCCGUUCGCAAAGCUAAUGGCGCAGUAUCUCAGAAGAAUUCUCGUAGCACUAAAGAAAGACAAGUAAAUGCUCCAGACAAGUCUGCACAUUCUCUGAAGGUGAAAAAGGGCAAGACUGAUACCUUGACAGAAAAUUCCCUGUCUUGUUCUGAAAUGCUGUCACAGCUCUCCCUAGCAGUAUUUAAUCUUAAGAAAAAGGAGAGAUUUUCCAGUGCAGGCAUGAACUUCUUUACUGAUUUCAGGAAGUACUCGUAUGCUUCUAGGUCUGAUGUUGAGAAGGAGAUAUAUGGGAAGGCAACUAACACUGGAUCCUGUGCUUCAUUUUCUGAUGUUGAUGAGGAUAUUCCUGAGAAAGCUGCCGGCACUGAGCCCACUCCUUUGGAACAGCCCUUGGCUGAUCAUAUGCAGGAUGAUUAUUGGGCUGACAUUCUGAUUAAUGUGGAGGAACCACUGUCUAGUCUCAGAAAAAAGAAAGAUAAGGGUGUGAACAGAACAAGAAAGAAGGAACAUGUUAAAAAACCUGCCAUGAAAUCAUCAUCACUGGGAAAUAUAGAGGGACCAACUGUUGAAGGUUCAGAGAACAAGCAACCGAAUGCAGAAACACAACUGAGUGUUGCAAAUGGAACUAAAGUAAGUUCUGAAGAAACGGAAAGUUCCUCAUUUGCUGGACUAGUGCUGCACUUCAGCAGGCCAGGUGCUGUUCCGUCACGCAGUGACCUUAUCAAAAUCUUUAGCCAAUAUGGACCCGUCAAUGAAGCCAAGGCAGAGACUGCAAACAAUGCUAACUGCGCUCAGGUGAUCUUCAAGAGGCGCAUGGAUGCUGAGGCAGCAUUUGCAGGCGCAGGGAAAAUCGGUGCUCUUGGACCAGCUCUUGUUAGCUUUCGCCUCUCCGACUUCCCAGCCGCUGCCUCAGGAAAUGAUCCUCGGCAGGGUGCAUCGAAGAGUGACUAGAGAGUGUUUACCCACCUGUUGAACCUGUUGAUACUCGGUGAGGUGAAGGAGCUGAGUUAGUCAGAAAAAUGUCUGUUAGGUGGUAGAUUGUUACAGGAUUAAGCAUUCAUAGGAACAAAAGGUUGUGCAUUUGUCAUGUAAACAUGUGAUUGUUAAGCUGUCCGCAGGUCAGAUCAGUGACCAAUAAAAUAGGCUGGCUCUGUAAGAACAUGUUGUAAGCUGAUCUAUACCUAAAAAGUUGAGCUUAAUUUGUCAAUGUGAGUAGCGAUACUGAUAUGCGUCUGGAA